Molecule: messenger RNA, 744 nt
Organism: Cucurbita pepo subsp. pepo (vegetable marrow)
Lineage: Eukaryota; Viridiplantae; Streptophyta; Magnoliopsida; Cucurbitales; Cucurbitaceae
Source: RefSeq, a predicted model, not a curated record
UGACAACAUUUAAAGAGCCACUCCCCAUUUGAGCUUCCCUCUACAUAUUAUCCCCCGCUCCUUUCACCAAAUUCCCACGAUCAUCUUUCAUCCCUCCGCUCCCCAAAAUGGAAACUUGCAGAGACAAAAAACUCCAUUCUUCCCCACUCGUAAAGCCAUGGAGGAAAGGCCCUUCACGAGGCAAAGGCGGCCCUCAGAACGCCUCCUGCGAGUACCGCGGCGUCCGGCAGCGCACUUGGGGCAAGUGGGUGGCCGAGAUACGGGAGCCCAAGAAGCGCACGAGGCUCUGGCUUGGUUCUUUUGCCACUGCUGAAGAAGCCGCCAUGGCUUAUGAUCAAGCUGCCACUAAGCUCUAUGGCCCUGAUGCUUAUCUUAAUCUUCCCCAUUUGCUUCAUAAUCUUCCUCGUAAUGACAUUAAUAAUGCUUCUAAAUCUAAUUUCCUCAAAUGGGUUCCUUCUAAAAAGUUCGUUUCUAUGUUCCCUCAUCCCCGCCCUGCAACCUUUAUGCUUAAUCUCAAUGCUCAGCCUAGUCUUAAUCUUAUUCACCAGAGGCUUCAACAGCUUACAACUCCUCAUGGCUUUCUCUCCCCUUCCCUCCCUUCUCCUUCUAAGACGAGAGUAAGAACGAGAAAGAAGACGAAGCUUCACUAGGAGAGGAGACAACGACGGUGACAAGGGAUAUGGUAGAAGAGAAGCCACAGAUUGAUCUAAACGAGUUUCUGCAACAGCUUGGGAUUAUCAAAGA